AUGAAACGGAGUCAACCGACUGAUAGCAGAGGAAUUUCGAAUUUCAAGGAGCCGAAAAUCGUGUCGGAGGAGGAUAAUUUAGUAUGGAGUAAUCAAAUUACGAGCACUUCGUCAUUCCUCUCCCAAAUCGUCGAACAAACUUCUGGAAUUCUAGAAAAAGAGUCAUCGGAUGGAGGAUUUCAAUUAAAAGAACCAAAAAUAGAAGAAGGCGAUACGAAUGGUAAUGGGAAUAUGUUAAAGAAUAAGACCACCACCGACACUUUCCCCAAGUGGACACCACGACUCACCAGCUAUCUCGACGACGAUUCAUUGGAUUUCGAUUGUGGUAUAGAGUUGGGAAGUUCUGUUUUAUUCGAUAGUCUACCGACGUCAAAAAGAGCGAAUCCAUCGAUCGAUAAUUCCGGGGAAAUGAGAAGUAAAUCGAAAGAGGCGAUAAGUGAAGAAAAAGAACGAGAAAUUGAUGAUUAUGAAUCUAACGAAGAAGAAGACGAUGAUAGCAAUGAAGAAGAAGAAGACUACGAAGAGAAGCCAAAAAAGCGAGCUCUAGCGCCCAACUAUCUCCGUGCCAAACUAUCCGACGCCUUCCAACUCAACAAUCAUCCGACAGCACUAGAAAUGCAGCGUCUCGCCGAGGAGUGCGCAGUCCGUUAUCGAACCGUGUUCGAUAAUUUCGAAGAACGGCGAAAAACGAAACAAAUCAAGUGUGAAGACGGGGAUCCGUGUGAGAAAAUCAAGAGAUUCAUUGCGAUGGAAUCAGAACAAGUGCCUCAUAUCACACUGUCAGAAGAGGAGAAAUCGCUGCUGGAAGAGGCUAUUGAGACACAUUUGUUGUCUAGGAAAAAGCUUAGUGUGGGAUAUUUGCAUGUGAUCAUGGAAAUCGUGGAACUGCCGGCGAACUACAUCCGCGGUCAGUGUGAUAGUAUGCGACGGAGAAUGAUGGGAAGCGGGCGGGCGGAGUUGUCGAAGAGGAAGAUUCGGGAGGAGGAGGCGAAGGCAAAUGAUGCCAACAACUCGCUGUCAAUCGAUAAACUCCGCCAACUCGAGGACGCUUACCUCCACAAAAAGUAUCACAGCGAAGACAAGGAAUGGACUAAAACCGAUAUCCGAAGCCUCGCCGCCACCACAGAUCUUCCCGAAAAGACCGUCGAAUACUGGAUAAACAGAAGGAACCGGACGACGUUGGGUCUCGAACACAGCAUUGUCGACUUUAGACGAGACCAGGACGCCCGUCUCAACGUGGCGUCGAGUCGGAAGUUGUCGAGUUGGAAAUUGGAGAAAUUGAUUGAACACUUUGAUAGGAAUAGUCAACCGGAGAGACAGGAGAGAAUCCGAAUUGGAAAGGAGCUGGGAUUAGAUGAGUCUCAAGUCAGAAAUUUCUACAAUAAGCGAAGAAUUAGUAUCAGAAAACAGGUGGAGAUGGAUGAUGCGCGCAAGGAGUUUUUGGCGUUGCCGCUGGAGAAAAGGAAUCAGAUGGAGAGACUUGCGAAGGAGAGGCGGAAACCGGCCACUGAGAAUAUGGAGAUCGCUCGCCGCCUCGGUAUCUCCUACGCAACACUGUGCGGCUUCAUCAAUUGGAAAAAGGCGUUGGCGAAAGCCAACAAGUAUCAACUAUAA
Molecule: messenger RNA, 1614 nt
Organism: Caenorhabditis remanei
Lineage: Eukaryota; Metazoa; Nematoda; Chromadorea; Rhabditida; Rhabditidae
Exons: 7
Coding region: 1-1614 (537 amino acids)
Biological process (GO): cell differentiation; regulation of transcription by RNA polymerase II
Cellular component (GO): nucleus
Molecular function (GO): DNA binding
Source: RefSeq, a predicted model, not a curated record